GCGAAGCUGCCCUGCGCACGCAGCACGAGGGGAGGGGGAGUGACGCGCGCGCCGAACAGUCACGCGCCGGGAGACCUAAGUAACGUAACGGAAGAACUUCACUCUUUUCCCCCCGCCCCUCCCGCCCGUGAAGGCGCACAUGCGCAGUAGCGUGCGGUGAUCUCGCUCCGCCUACGCUGCGUGCGUUGGGCGGUCCGACGGGUGAUGACGCAGCACGUAGUGGCAGUUUGAAAGCCUGGCGCGGCAGAGGCCGCCCGCUACUCUGCAGAGAUGUCGCUGGUGAAGCCCUUCGAUAAACUCCCGACGCUCAACGCGGCCACCAUCUUGUUGGUGGGCACGGAUGAAAGUCAGCAGCAGCUAGCAGAGGCAAUUCUUAAGGAGAAAAAAACCUUCAAGAUAAAUAUCCACGUGGCGACCUCCCUCCCUUUACCUGCUGAGAGAGAUCACAUCCGGCCCCGGAUUGAUCUGAUUGCCUUUAUGAUUAACAUGCAAAGCAAACACAGUCUUAGGAAUGUUGAAGCUUCACUAUCACACAUGGAUGCCAACUUCUUUCUCGGGAAAGUGUGUUUCCUCAUCACAGGUGUUGGUAGGAUGAAUCACUGCAGCGUAGAGAUGAAUGCUGUCCGGAAACUGGGAAACACCUACAGCAGCCCUGUCCUAUUCUGUGAGCUGGAUUCUGAAGGAAUCAGAGUUGCCACAGCUCAGCGGCUGCUCCGGAUGUUGCAGAUCUGCGCUGGUCACAUGCCGGGGGUUUCUGCCCUCUUCUUCAGUUCUUUGAUGAAAAGCUCCAUUGAUGAGUAACCUUGAUGUAAAUCCAUUGCCAUUCUUCCUGUCCACACUCUUCGAUCCUGUUUCAAACUGCAGAAAUAGACGGAAGUGGGAAUUUUGUUGAGAUGCUUUUUCUGUUGAUUUGUAAUGAGGCCAGCUCGUCCCAUGCUGCUGCUUGCUUGUGUUACCUUUACAGGAAAGGCUUGGUUCCUGUUUGAUGGGUGGUGGCUGGAGCCAUGCUAAUGAAUCUCCUUUCGCUCCUAGGUCCCAGUUUGAAUUAACCCUGUUUUGUUAGUGACCAAGAGCUGUGUAGCCUUCUGAGAGCUGCAUAGGAAGUGGGAGAGGGCCAGAGUCCUUAGGUCAGUGUGUAUCCUAGCAGGUAGGCACAGCAGUUAUGGAGAGAAGUAUCAGAAGGCUGCUGCCUGCUCUCUGCCUAGUACCAAUGGACUGUUUCACCAGGGAGAAAAUAGUAAAGCAUUAGGAAGAGUUUUGCAGUAUUCAGAUUGAAAUAGAGCAAUUCUCACUAAUGCAAAAAAUUCACUUACCCAUAAAGCCCCUUGAAGGAAGGAAGCCAGUUUAGCAGCCACCAUCUAUACAGCAGUUGGCAGUAAUGACCUAGCAGUUGGGCGAUAUGCAAAGAAAAAUUGCCUAGCCUUUCUAAUCCCUAAAUAUCUAAGCAGAGAGGGAGGAGGGGCUUAAAGGAGACAGCCCAGAAAUUUGAUGUUUUUUUCUUUCUUUGAAAGAAUGGUCAUCUUUUGUUAUACAGCCCCAGCAAACUGCCUGGCAGGUAAACCCCCCACCUGACUAAUGAGCCUGACAGUCCUAUUCAGUGCUGUGUCACUGUAAGUCAAAAAGUCUCCACAAGAUAGAGAGACUAUCAGAGCGUGAGAGGAGCUGGGGGAGUGUUGAUAGUCUAGGUGUGCGUAUGGGGGCAUGGAUUUGCUCCGUGCAGUGGUGGAAGGAUGUCUAUUACACAGAAAAGUGCAGAAGUCACUCUUCAGUGAGUUUUAUUAUUAGUUCUAAAAGUAAAGAUCCACAAAAUGGUUCCUCUCUAACAAAGUUUGAUUUCAAAGGGCCUAACUUUCAGAAUUGCUGAGUGCCUCUGAAAGUCAGGCCCUUAAUCUGCAUUCCUGCAGCUUCUCUGGAUCUUGUGCCAUCUCUGCUCUUUCUUCGUGGGUGGAAAGGUGUACUGUGGCUAGUCUGGCUAUAAACAUGCUGCAUAAUGUAUUUUUUUUACAGACUGGACAUGCCUAUACAUUUGCACUGUGCCUAUAAACCCCAAAAUCAGACUAUACUUGUCGAGACACAAAUAGUAGUAAUUGUAUUGGGAAUAUACCAUUAAUCUGAUACUAUGUGCUGGAAUAUUAAGUUAAUAAAAUGUGUCCUAUCUAAAAACUA
Molecule: messenger RNA, 2166 nt
Organism: Gopherus flavomarginatus (Mexican gopher tortoise)
Lineage: Eukaryota; Metazoa; Chordata; Testudines; Testudinidae
Gene: CENPM
Product: centromere protein M
Exons: 6
Coding region: 271-801 (176 amino acids)
Source: RefSeq, a predicted model, not a curated record